Messenger RNA from Tupaia belangeri chinensis (Chinese tree shrew), 6090 nucleotides. RefSeq names its product transmembrane protein 132B. Lineage: Eukaryota; Metazoa; Chordata; Mammalia; Scandentia; Tupaiidae. The record is from RefSeq and is a predicted model, not a curated record. The transcript is spliced from 4 exons. The coding region runs from base 40 to 1815 and encodes 591 amino acids.
UCCAACAACUGUGAUUCCAUCUUCGUGAAUGGGAAGGAAAUGAAGAGCAAAGUGGACACGAUCGUGAACUUCACCCACCAACACUUCACCUCCCAGUUAGAGGUCACCGUCUGGGCGCCCAGGCUCCCUCUGCAGAUUGAGAUCUCGGACACGGAGCUGAGCCAGAUCAAAGGCUGGAGGAUCCCAGUGGCCACCAACAGAAGGCCUACCCGGGAGAGCGAUGACGAGGAAGAUGAGGAGAAGAAGGGGAGAGGAUGCUCCCUGCAGUACCAGCAUGCCAUGGUGCGGGUCCUCACCCAGUUUGUGGCUGAGUUGCCUGACUUGGGACACCUGACCUACAUGCUGGGCCCUGACUGGCAGUUUGACAUCACUGACCUGGUGACUGAGUUCAUGAAGGUGGAGGAGCCGAAAAUUGCUCAGUUACAGGAUGGGAGGACGCUGGUUGGUCGGGAGCCAGGAAUCACCACUGUGCAGGUCCUCUCGCCUCUUUCUGACUCCAUCCUGGCUGAGAAGACAGUGAUCGUCCUGGACGACCGAGUCACCAUCGCAGAGCUGGGCGUGCAGCUUGUGGCUGGCAUGUCUCUGUCCCUGCAGCCUCACAGAGCAGACAGGAGGGCCAUUGUCUCCACGGUGACUGCUCAAGAUGUUCUUCAAUCCCCACAACAGGAAGCAAUAGUCAGUUCUUGGAUUUUGUUCAGUGAUGGUUCGGUGACACCUUUAGACAUUUACGAUCCUAAGGAUUUUUCGGUUACAGUCUCAUCGUUGGAUGAAAUGGUGGUGUCUGUCCAGGCAAACCUUGAGUCCAAAUGGCCAGUGGUGGUUGCAGAAGGUGAAGGCCAAGGGCCCUUGAUGAAGUUAGAGAUGAUGAUUAGUGAACCUUGCCAGAAGACCAAGAGGAAGAGUGUUCUUGCUGUGGGUAAAGGAAAUGUCAAGGUCAAAUUUGAGCCAGGUAUUGAUGAGCAUCAAGGAGGCACCAACGACAUUGAGGGCAUCAAUCGGGAAUAUAAAGACCACCUGAGCAAUUCCAUAGAGCGUGAAGGAAACCAGGAGAGGGCUGUUCAGGAGUGGUUCCAACAUGGCGCUUCUGUUGGCCAAGAGGAAAGCACCAACAGAAGCACAACCCCGCAGUCUCCCAUGGAAGGAAAGGGUAAGAAGCUACUCAAAAGCGGUGGUCCAGACACCUUCACAAGCUUCCCUACUCAGGGGAAGUUACCAGAACCCAAUAAUCCUAGUGACCUUACAAUGACCUCUAGGGGGUUAACGGACUUGGAGAUUGGCAUGUAUGCCCUGCUCUGUGUCUUCUGCCUGGCCAUUCUGGUCUUCUUAAUCAACUGUGUGGCGUUUGCUUGGAAAUACAGACACAAGAGGUUUGCCGUGAGCGAGCAAGGCAACAUCCCCCAUUCCCAUGACUGGGUCUGGCUGGGGAAUGAGGUGGAGCUUUUGGAGAACCCUGUUGACAUUACACUCCCCUCAGAGGAGUGCACCACCAUGAUAGACAGGGGGCUGCAGUUCGAGGAGAGGAACUUCCUUCUGAAUGGCAGCUCCCAGAAGACUUUUCACAGUCAGCUACUCAGACCUUCUGACUAUGUCUACGAAAAAGAAAUAAAAAAUGAACCUAUAAAUUCUGUGGGCCCAAAGCGGAAGAGAGUCAAGUUUACUUCCUACACCACCAUCCUUCCAGAGGACGGAGGCCCAUACACCAACUCCAUCCUGUUUGACAGUGAUGAUAACAUCAAGUGGGUCUGCCAAGAUAUGGGACUGGGGCACUCCCAGGACUUUAGAGACUAUAUGGAAAGACUGCAAGACCAGAUGUAAACGCCUUUCUUAUGUUUGUAUUCACCUUUAUGCCUUCUGUUUUUUGAACGGUGGAGCAGUGAGUUUGAUCAGCAAUAGGGGAUGAUUUAACAGCGUAUAAUUUGUGGAGGUCUGGUGGGAUCCCUUUCUAGGAGGUACCAAAAUUCUGGAGAGCUAUAGCAGGUGGGGGUUAAUCCAGAAAUGCCUCUUAAACAACCACAUCUAGGGACUUCAGAAAUCCUAAGACAACAGUGUUAUCUACUGCCUGAUUUGCUAGCUCAGUGCAAAUAUAAUCGACCUGACCCCACGGACAUUGUUAGUCAUCUCGUGAAAAAUGGCCAUGCGGAAUUAGGAAAGAUUUGGGUGUUGAUUUUUCUAUUCCUAGACCUUUUAAAGCACAGUGGACACUUAUUGCCCCUGGCCUGAGUUUAGACAUACGUGAAAGAUGACUGAAUGUAGCUAUCCUUGUUUGUUACGAGCGCCGCUCAUUAUUUUUAUAUACAUUUACAGCUGCAUCUGUUCAUUUAACCUCUGGAAUUCUUUUUGAAACAAGAAGAGAAGAAAUUUCGGUCUUUCCUUUGAGAUCUGUUUGAUUUACACAUGAGUUUCAUUCCCUGGGAUUUGCCAUGUCGUGUUAUUUCUUGGAUCUCUGUUUAGGAUGCCAGAUUUUCCCAGUUUUCUGCACUUCAUUGUUUAAAGACAGUAUCUAAGAAGCUUAUUCUCAGUUUGUUUUACUUCUUUUUGUUAUUGAACUUUCUUCUGUAAGACUGGGACGAGGGGUUUUACUUAAAAUAUUAAUAUUCUGUGAGGGAGGGCCAUCUCUUUACAAUUUUCUAUAUGAAGCUUAAAACAUUGUCCAUAACAAGUGUUUAUUUUUAUCUUCUGCCUGCUGAAAAUUUAUGGGGAACUCCUGGAGUGCAUUUCUGAGGGCCGAAGACCCCACCCUAGCUGUAUUUAUGCAAGUGUUUUAGAGUCGACAUGGUUUAUUAUGCAAACUGAAAUCUAAAAAUAGAAUUGAUCUAUGCAGGGAAGAAAUUGCCUAGGAAAUGAGUUAUAGAUUAAACUGGCCAUUUUCCAGAACAAAACAUUAUGAAAACAGUAAUAGAAUGGUGUGUCAACUUAGCAAUAUUUAGGAACCUGUGUGUACAAUUACCCCUCCCUCACAGUUCUCAAUUACGACUCUGCACAGGUGAGACCCUCUCAGGGUGUGCACUGAUGGAGAGAAGCAAUUCGCCCCCCAAAAGUUCAUAAAAAUUAAUGACUGUUUCAUAGCUUAAGAAAUAGCCGUUAUAAAAAAACCCCACAGCUAUUAAAAAGAAGUGAUGAGAGACAAAACAACAAACAAAAAGCAAAAAAAAAAAUGAUUCCUGCAUAAUUUGUAAACAAAAAUAUUAUUUCAAGAACAAUGUGAAUGGUCUCAAGCAAAGCAAGAAUUUCAGAUUACAAAAUGUGGCCUUUUCACUUAUUAGAGUGAUAUGGUUGGGAAAACAGAUGUGGGCUACUAUGCUUUAUUAUGCAUUUCAGUUUUCCAUGUGCAUCCCUGAGAGAUUGAAUCUUAAAGACCCAAAGUGGGAAGGACCUAUGAAAGGUCACUGGAAGCAGCUCUCUGACUCCAAAAGGCCAAUGACUGAGCUAUAUUCAAAGAGAGGUGUUCACCUGUUUUCUUAGUAUAGAUUCCUGUGGAUGGGAACAUGAAAACCCAGGCUCCUCUAGCUGUGAAAUGGCAGCCAAAAAAAGUUCUUCCUGUAUGGCUUGCCCACAAGACUGCCAUGUAUCUGUGAAUGGUGCUAAAGUCAUGGGGGACAUAGACCUGAGUGCCAGAAGCCAGUGUUCAGUUGGUGCUGUAAGUGUUCAAACUGGGUCUUAGGAAUGGAAGCUAAUGAAGUUCCAUGGAUCUUUCAGUUUGACUGGAGAAGGAAGCCAGGAGACCCAGGCAUUCAUUGGAGAAGGAGUUUGCAAGGAGAUAGCUGACACGUUACAGGAAGACCUUCUCAGUUAGCCAAAAGCUUCAAAGAGUUUGAUGCAGAGGUAUCCCCAAACCAACCGUGCAGGACCAAAGGAAAGCUCAUGCACUAAUUGAUGCAACCAUCCAGCUGAGUCUGGCUCCUUCUAAGGGGACAUUUCCAGUUCUCUCUCCCUUUGGAUCUUCAACCUUCUAAAAAUAACAGGAAUUCAUGUCUGAAAAUGAGGAACCUCGAUGAAACAGGGAGAAUCUCUCUCACAUACAUAGUAGGUUGGCUCCUGCUGCUAACAUGAGACUUUGGGUAGGGGUACAUUUUGGAGGGAACAAAGGAAAUUAGCCUUGCUGUGCAGUAGAGGGUUCUAUUAAGAAGCAUUGAUACCAGAGCAUUCCCUGUGACAGGUAGGCUUAGCUGGGUGCAGGGGGCAAACUGGGGCAUGUUCAACUGGGCCAGGGUGUCUCCACAGAGCUGGUGACUGACCACAGUCUUAAAGAUGCUUCUCGUGCAUAACUAGAGUCCCCCAGAGUGUUACGGCCUCUGUACAGUCACCUUUGUUCGUUUGCUUUUUUUGUGUUAAAACUCAAGUCAUUCAAAACAGAAAUCAAAUGAAAGGUCAUGGGGGAAGAGUCCCUUUACCAUAUGACAUACAUGCAUAUGUAUAUGAACGUAUAUACAUACUCCUACAAAUAUCCACGUGUGCGUGUGUGUGUGUGUGUGUGUGUGUGCACGUGAAUACCGAAGAGCCAGAAUUAGCUGCUGAGUGAGAUUCUACAGUGACUGUCAGUUGUUCUCAGAUUUGACAUGGACACUAUUCAGCGUAACAGAAUUUCAUCAUUUUCUGUUCUAAACAUUUCCUGCAGAUUAUACACCAUGGGUUGUAUCAUCUUGUUUUCCAACUUGUUAUUGUAAAACUAUUGGGCACUAUGCCUUGGAAUAUCUAAACUAAAAUGGGAGAAAAUGGCACAAACUAUUAAGCCUUCUGAUCAAAUGUCCUGGGGGCCAUGCAUCUGCCAGAUUUCCCAGGAGUUUAUGAGGAAGGAAUCCAAAUGAUCAGUCUUGAUGAAUAAUCCGAACCAAGCAACCUGCACUCAGUCCUUUCUUUCUUAUGAGAAUAAAUGCUGAGACGCUUCUUGAGGGUGACACAAGCAUUUCUCUUGAGAGGGCAGCAGACUGUGAGCUCCAUGCUCCCCUGGAGGGAAGUUCAGGGCCCGGGACAGUUGAGGAGGUGCAACUGCUGUCUCCAGGCUCCAGAUGUGCUGCUUUGGUGGCCAGGAUUCAGAAAUCAAGAAACAGCUGCCCUGCCAAAGAGCUGGUGUUAACACACACAGGCGUGUUGCAUUUGAGAGAAAACAAGGAGAGAAGACAAAUGGAAGGUACUAUCCCAGAAGACAAUCGAGCAAACCUCUGAAUACACCCUGUGCACCGAGAGAAGGAAUCCCCACCUCCGAGCUCUUUCAUGUUGCACGCUGGCCACGGGAGCUUCCCAGACUGUGCUAACUCUUACUCUCUAAAUAUAAAGUUUCUGUUAAUGCAGGAGAAAAAAAAGUGGAUUAAUUUUUGUCCUAGUGCCACCUGUCCUAGUGCCAUCUGUCCCUUGCUGAUUUUGAUGCUUCAGAAAGUCCACUUUUGUGCAUUUUGCUCCAGAAUUUUUGUUUCCCUGUUUAGGAGAAGGGUCUUUCCGAGGCUGGGAUGUUGACAUCACAGGAAAAUCUCAGUCUGUCAGAGAAGAACCAUUCAGUCUGAGGACCGCACAGGGAGCUUUCCCCCGAAUCCCGUAUGUCAUCAGCCCUGCUGCGUUUGCUACUUGACUCUUCUAGAAAACGGCCUCGGUUUUCCAUUGCAGUCUCUGUAAAUGAUACAAUAGACAGUUUAUGAGCUCUGAAACCCUCUCCUCUGUUCAAAUGAUCUGUGUAUAAUGUGGUGCAUAUCACUGUUAUGUAAAGGGACAGUGCGGAUGGUGGGAAAGUUAUGCUAAAAUAUGGGCAACAGAUAUUUUUGUAUGUAAUGUAGGCACUAUGCUAAACACUGAGAGGUGUAUUGGAAUAAAUACAGUUUAAAAUAAAAGUUUGCAGAAGUAUAGCUUUUAAAUGUACAGACACCCCACUCAAAAGUGUCUAAACCGAUAGUGGGAAAAACACUGGGCCCUAUCAUUCUAGAAUACACCAAAUUAGGAAUUCUGUCUGGAAAGGACAUGACUCAUGUUGGGAUAUUUGAUGGAACCUGCUGGAACAUUUCGAUCUUACUCCUCUUUACUUUUGGAUCUUUCUUUUCUUCUUUUUUUUUUGGUUCAGAAGUAAAGUGACUUUAUUUUCCAACAUAAAGGUAUAUUCUAACC